UUGCGAAUUGCCGUGUGAUAUUUCGCCCAUCUGGGUUAGCCGCUGAUAAAUUACGGCACGAAUACAGAAGUACAGAAGGUUAUAUUUCAUAGAUCUCAUGCUGCUCAGAGUAUAUAUAACCUUAGGAAAUGGAAGAGGGAUGCUGUUCAAGUACCGACAUAACGCAGUCGUUAAUGAUAUCAACGGAGCCAUAAGAAACCAAGCUCUGUGGAAUUCGUUGCUGUCGACCUGAGAAAGAGCUGUACCUAACUGACAGCUUGCACACGGAUAACAGGCCCGUAUCGCGGGGUGUACCGUACCGUCCCUGUCGUAUUUUUCAGUUUUUCAGCGCCCUCCGCCAACUUCGCACAUCUGAAGAUUCCCAAAAUCCCUUCUCCUUUCCAACAACACCACACGCUGCCCGAUCCUCAGGGCCUUUCUCAGUUUCUUAUUUGCUUUCCAGUGUACUGCUACUGCUUUUUAUUUCCUCGUAUAUAUCCUCAAUUUUGUUUUUCUUCUUCGUGAGGCUUAAUUAGCCCAUCUUGAACAGUUUUUGCGAGGCUUCUCUUCUGACGUCAAGCGGGCAACGAAAUCACCACGUUUAAAUAUAUAUUCCUUGACCUCAACCCAAGUCAUUGAAGAAUUCACUUCCCGCCGUCAUGUCGGACAAACUAACCAGAAUCGCCAUUGUCAACGCGGACAAGUGCAAACCCAAGAAAUGUCGUCAAGAAUGCAAGAAGUCUUGCCCAGUCGUGCGCUCCGGCAAACUUUGUAUCGAAGUCACCCCUGAAUCGAAGAUUGCUUUCAUUUCGGAACGUCUCUGUAUAGGAUGCGGUAUUUGUCCGAAAAAAUGCCCCUUUGGAGCCAUCCACAUCAUCAACUUGCCCACCAACCUAGAGACCCAGGUUACGCACCGAUAUUCGGCGAACAGCUUCAAACUUCACCGGCUGCCCAUGCCUCGCCCUGGACAGGUCCUGGGUCUGGUGGGAACCAACGGUAUUGGCAAGAGUACUGCUCUCAAAAUCCUCAGUGGAAAAUUGAAGCCAAAUUUGGGCCGUUACGAUAAUCCGCCUGACUGGGAGGAAAUCUUGAAGUAUUUCCGUGGUUCUGAAUUGCAAAACUACUUCACCAAAGUGCUCGAAGAUGAUUUGAAGGCCGUUGUGAAGCCGCAGUACGUCGACCAAAUUCCCCGAGCGGUCAAGGGCCCGGUCAAGGAGGUAGAGCCCCUUAUCAAAGCACGCUCCCAAAUGGACAAUAUGGAACAUAUCAUGAAAGAGCUUGAGCUCAACCAAGUUAAGGAUAGAGAAAUUGGGCUGCUCUCUGGAGGAGAACUUCAGCGCUUUGCCAUUGCGCUUGUUUGCGUUCAGCAGGCUGAUGUAUACAUGUUCGACGAGCCAUCAUCCUACCUUGAUGUCAAGCAGCGUCUCAGCGCGGCACGUAUUAUCAGAGGACUCCUUCGACCUGAUGAUUAUGUCAUUGUAGUUGAGCACGACUUGUCUGUCCUGGAUUACCUCUCCGACUUCAUUUGCGUACUCUAUGGUCGCCCUGCUGUAUACGGUGUCGUCACUCUGCCUUCUUCGGUUCGUGAAGGUAUCAAUAUUUUCUUGGAUGGUCAUAUCCCCACAGAGAACUUGCGAUUCCGCGAAGAAUCCCUCACCUUCCGUAUCGCAGAAGCUGGAGAUGAUUUCAUAGCCGACAAGGGAAGAGCGUUCAGUUACCCAAAAAUGGAAAAGACCUUGGGUGGCUUCCACCUCUCCGUCGAGCCCGGGAGAUUCACUGAUUCCGAAAUUAUUGUCAUGAUGGGAGAGAACGGAACUGGAAAGACAACAUUCUGUAAACUGCUUGCUGGAGCGGAGAAGCCAGAUGGCCGCACAUCUGUGCCUCCCAUGAACAUCAGCAUGAAGCCACAAAAAAUCACUCCCAAGUUCCAGGGUACUGUCCGACAGCUGUUUUUCAAGCGUAUUAAGGCGGCAUUUUUGUCGCCUCAGUUCCAGACUGACGUCUACAAGCCACUCAAGCUCGAUGACUUCAUCGACCAGGAAGUCCAGAAUCUUUCCGGUGGUGAAUUGCAACGUGUCGCUAUUGUUCUUGCACUCGGUAUUCCAGCUGAUAUCUAUGUAAUCGACGAGCCGAGCGCCUACUUGGACUCCGAGCAACGUAUCGUUGCUGCGCGAGUCAUCAAGCGCUUUAUCAUGCAUACCAAGAAGACGGCUUUUAUCGUCGAGCACGAUUUCAUCAUGGCGACUUACCUUGCUGACCGCGUUAUCGUCUUCGAUGGUCAACCAUCCGUAGAUGCCAAAGCCAAUACCCCAGAGUCUCUCCUCACGGGUUGCAACAAAUUCUUGAAAAACCUGGACGUGACCUUCCGUCGUGAUCCCAACAGCUACCGGCCACGAAUUAACAAGCACCAGAGCCAGCUUGACCAGGAACAGAAAUUGAAUGGAAAUUAUUUCUUCCUGGAAGAAGAGAGUUGAAAAGGGCGUCCCACGAAAUCAUGACCGGGAUGGUCACCACAGACGUCGACGUAAACGACGCUUUAGUAAAAACCGCGUUGAUGUGUUAGCAUUUUCCGGCGUUAGCAAAGGCGCUGGUGGCCGAAAGGGGAGACGCAACGUCACGGGUCUUCCUGACGAGGAGUCAUCGGCUGACGAGGACGAUGAUAAAGACGACAAUAGAGCAUGCUGGGAACAGCAGUAUUUCGUUCGGUUCUCUAGCCGGUUGUUGUUGUUGUUCGAAUCCUUCCCGAGUGGCGUGUUCUCGUCGUUCCCAUACCCCUGCUGUUGAACAUGCAUUUGGAACCCUUCAGUGCCAGAGUGAAUAUUUACUUGGGCUAAUCUAUCUUACCCUGGUACCUUGGCAUAUCGUCGUUGGGGACGUUGGGGGCGUUUGCUCCUUGCUUCGAUACAAUAUUGCGGCACUAGGGAUGCAGAAUGAUGCUUUUACGAAUCUAUAAACACGAGAGAGCGGGAGCUGAUGAACUUUUCUCCUUUAUAACCCGGACUUGCUAUAUGCUAGGAGGUAAUAAGGCUAAUAGUCAAUAAAAAACAGCGGACGAAGUUUACCUAACAAACUGCUGGAUAUAUACCCACCCCAUAGUGUUUUUUGUUACUUUAUAACCAUUUACGUGAGGGGUGUCUAUUUAAAUCGCACUUGUUACCUCUAUCUGUCGCGCAUAAAGGGCGUUUGCUUGAUUCUUGACCCUAUUUUUGUCUUUUCAUUUAUUCCCAUGUUUCAAGCUAUUUAACGACUCUCGCCGUGUCUUUGUCUGACGUUAUCCCCCCACCCUUCUCUCUUUCCCACGCAUCCGUUUCAAAACAACAAUUUCUAGUUUCGUUUGCGACUGCUCAAAUGCAAGACGUGCUCGUCUUUCUGUCAAAGAAACCGAAAAGAGAUAUGCGGAUGUCGUCGACCUGCGCCCUUCCCUAUCUGGUCGACUCGCACCAUCCAGACGCCAAUUCCACCGAAAAGGAAUCGCCGUUUCGCGAGAUGGAGGAGGGGUGGCAAGAAAAUUGGCACUUUGGGGAAGGGGGGGUUUGAGGAUAGUAAAGCAGAUUUAAAACAUAGUCAGAUAUGUAAAUAGCCUGUGUCCGUUCGUUUGCUUUGCGUCCGUUUUACCUAGCGGACGCGAAAUUUAAAAGAGUUAACUAUCUCACCUCAAACCUUCUUUAUCAUUCAUUCGUUUUACCUGUCCAUGUUGCGAAGCUAUGAAGGGUAAGAAAGGGAAAAUGCAAGUCUCACGUUUUCUAACUUUUGGUCCAAGUCCCCGUUGGAAAUUCUUGGCAGGGUGUAAAAAACUUUUUCUAUAUUCACAGCGAAUUCUAAGAUUGUCUGGGACGCUUAGAAUUACUUAAAUCUUGCUCAACCCUUCAAUUACCAACAUUAAUAUGGAAAGAAAAAUAGAGAAGACAACAUGGGAUUUCUAACAAACCGCCAAAGCUCACCCUAGCCAGCCUCAGCUCCCGUGUGGUCCCAAAGAGAAGUAGAAGAGAAUUAAAUAGUAAUCAAUACAUUCCCUACCGUAUCUACCAUAAACUAACUUUCCCUCUUCACGUAAACUCUACCACCUCAUAACUCCCCGAAUCGUCACCCACAUCGUCAUACCCAUCACUCCUCCUCAAUCUCCCCCUCCUCACUCCCCGAAUGCACUACCCUCUCCUCCUUCACCUCUUCCGGUGUCCGCUCCCUCUCCCGCUCCUUCCCCCGCUCCCGAUCCCUAUCCCUAUCCCGCUCUCGCUCCUUAUCCCUCCUCGACCCCCCAUCCCUCCUAUACCGCUUCGCACUCCGACUCCCAACGCUCUCCGUCUCACUAUCCCUGCGCCGCCUGCGCUCACUAGUAACCGUACCCGUGGUACUACGCGCCGUGGAAUCGGCCGCCGCCCCGUUGCCGCCACCGUAAUCCAAUUCAUCGCGGCUGCUCCUCGGGUCCGCGCGCGAGCGGUACAAGCGCUCCCGCUCAUCCUCCUUCUCGCGCCGAUCAUAGUGGCUAAGCAUAGAGCGGCUGCUGGGUCGAUCCCGCUCGCGGUCCCGGUCACGAUCCCUAUCUCUAUCCCGGCCACGGUCGCGAUCACGAUCACGAUCACGGUCACGCUCGCGUCCCGGCGGCGGUGGGGAGAGCCCGCUGACUUUCCGGUAGGAUCUCUCGCGGUCGGCUUGUGCUUUGCGCCGAUCCGCUUCGUAGGCGUCCGGCUCGGGCGUGCGGCUGAGGCGGCUAGGGGUUGCCCCUCUGCGUCGCUCGCUGCGGUAUCCGUUGCGAUCACGAUCACGGUCGCGAUCACGGUCGCGGUCAGAACGGUCGUAAUGGUCACGGCGGCUGCCGGCGCGAUCACGGUCGCGCUCGGCGUCCUCUUCUUUUUCUUUGAGGCGGCGGAUAACUUUAUCAAACGCAGUGCGACGUAGAUCGUCCGUGUCCAGUGCACGGUAUUCCUCUAGUUUCUCGACGCGGGGUUUCACUUGGUCCCAGGUAUCGGAGGCGCGGACCGGUGGUUCGAGAUGUUUGAUGCGCGAGCGGAGGGCAUCGAUGGCUCGACGUUGGUGGCGGUCUGCGGCGUGCUUUUCGUCUUCGGUGCGUCGGAGGACUUUCUCUUUGAUACGGUCGAAAAUUAGCUGGAGAGUGUCGCGAUCAAUCCUUGCACUGCGCCUGUCGGUAGCCAUGAUCUCGUUGAACUCUUCGAAGGUGGUUUUUGGUGUAACUUCGUAGCGUACAUCCUACCAUGGUGUUAGAAAUUAAAAAGUAGGCAAGGGAUUCCUUAAAGAAUAACUUACAUCUAGAACAUCCAAAACAUCGUUUCUAGGGCCUCUCAGGGCUCUCUCCUCCUCUUCCACAAUGUCCCAGAAUAGAUCUAGAGGAGUGGAGCCAGCCUGGCCUAACAUGGCAACAUACCGGGGGUCAUCCUCGAUUAUCGGCAG
Blastomyces dermatitidis ER-3 is the source of this 5385-nucleotide messenger RNA. RefSeq names its product translation initiation factor RLI1. Bases 639 to 2453 code for a protein of 604 amino acids. Gene Ontology annotation, molecular function: ATP binding; iron ion binding; ATP hydrolysis activity. The transcript has 9 exons. Gene Ontology annotation, biological process: translational termination; translational initiation; ribosomal subunit export from nucleus. Lineage: Eukaryota; Fungi; Ascomycota; Eurotiomycetes; Onygenales; Ajellomycetaceae. The record is from RefSeq and is a predicted model, not a curated record.